AUGUUCCUGGCCGUCCUCUACUGGCUCAUAAACGAUAUCCUCUAUCGCAUCGCCGCCAAGAAAGCCGGCUGCUCAAUUCCCAUAAAAUACUUCCACUGGGACCCCUUCCUUGCUCUAGACCUAUUCUACCAACGUCUCUCAGACAUGAGAGCCGGCGAUUCUGUUGCCACAGAUCGCAACCUCCUCAAGAAAUACGGGAAAACCGUGCAAACUAAUGCUUGGGGAAUCAAACAAUACGUUAUUUCGGACCCGGUGAAUAUCCAGACAAUUCUAGCGACGCAAGUCGAUAAAUUCGGCAACGAGCCGAUGAAUAGAAAGAUGUGUGGCGACUUUCUAGGGGACGGCGUCAUGACGGUCGAUGGCCAUCUGUGGAAGAAAUCGAGGCAGAUGAUUAAUCCCGUUUUUGCGCGUGCGCAAGUCUCCGAGCUUUCGAGUUUCGAGAAGCAAUUGAGCAGAAUGAUGGAAAAAAUUCCUAAAGAUGGAGGAACUAUUGAUAUGCAACCUCUGUGCAAACAACUCUUUUUGGAUAGCUCUACCGAAUUCGUGUUUGGAAAAUCGGCGAAUUCUUUGUCACCGGAGACGGAUAGUCCGAUUGCAAGACGCUUGCCUGGGAUCUUCGACGAGGCUCUGGUUAGUAUGUUCACAAGGUACAUGAUGGGAAAGUUCAGUUUCAUGGCUGGGUCGAAAAAGAAGUUCUUGGCUCAAUGCAAGGAAGUCCACGACAUUAUUGAUGGAUUUAUUGACGAAGAGAUCGAGCUACAAAAGUUUGGGACUAACAUAGACUCUGCGGGCCCCUAUAGUUAUGUUCUAUUGAAGGAAAUGGUGAGAACGACAGACGAUCGACGUGCUAUCCGAAACGAGCUCAUGAAUGUCUUUUUCCCAGCUCAUGAUUCAUCAGCGAUUUUCCUCAGCAACAUAAUCUUCUUGCUUGCUAGAUACCCAAAUAAGUGGGACAAACUUCGAGCAGAAGUUCUUGGCAUCGGAAAGCAGAAGUUGACUUUCGAGCUCCUGAAGUCGAUGAAGUAUAUGCAAGCAGUAAUGAAUGAAACCUUGCGAUUGCACUCUCCAGCAGGCGGAAGUUGGAAAACGUGCCUAGCACCCUGUAUCCUCCCUCAUGGUGGCGGCGCCUCAGGCAAAGAACCAAUCCUCCUCCAAGCUGGCGACCAAGUUCGCAUGUCAUUCGCACCCCUACACGUCGAUCCCGAUAUCUGGGGCAAAGACGCUGAAGAAUUCAAGCCGGAGCGCUGGGAGAAUCUCAAACAAAGCUGGAAUUACAUCCCCUUCAUGGGAGGACGACGAAUUUGCCCUGCUCAGCAAAACGUACUCACUGAUGUGGCGUGCAUCAUGGUUAGGCUUAUGCAGCGAUUCAAGGGUUUGGAAAAUCGAAACGAGUGUUAUGAAUAUGUUGAUAGGAUUGCUUUCACGAGGGAGAGUAGGAAUGACGUCAAGGUUGGCUUU
Mollisia scopiformis is the source of this 1458-nucleotide messenger RNA. RefSeq names its product cytochrome P450 alkane hydroxylase-like protein. The annotation marks the transcript as partial. The transcript has 2 exons. The record is from RefSeq and is a predicted model, not a curated record. Lineage: Eukaryota; Fungi; Ascomycota; Leotiomycetes; Helotiales; Mollisiaceae. Gene Ontology annotation, molecular function: iron ion binding; oxidoreductase activity, acting on paired donors, with incorporation or reduction of molecular oxygen, reduced flavin or flavoprotein as one donor, and incorporation of one atom of oxygen; heme binding.